Molecule: messenger RNA, 1277 nt
Organism: Lactuca virosa
Lineage: Eukaryota; Viridiplantae; Streptophyta; Magnoliopsida; Asterales; Asteraceae
Source: the annotation of a GenBank genome assembly
AUGUGUCUUUGCUCAAGAAAAAGAUGUUACACUUGUGUCUCUGCUCAAGGAAAUGACGAAUGGACUCCGACGACCACCACUGUCAUCUUCUGGUCAUUUCCACCAAGGGGAAUGGUUUUAGUGCUUAUAUUUCUUCUUGAUGCAGCAUGUCCAACAAAACAAAGUGAUCAAACAAGUCCUAAUGAAUGCCUAGCUGAGGCUUUAAGGCCAACUGUUCAUUCUUUCUGCAAAGUCUUAACAACUUCAGACAUAUUGGACAUGACACAAAAAACUCCUACUCAGGGGUUAACAGGAAAAGAUCUUCAUGGAACUGAGUGGCAAUUUAAUAUACAAGGAGGGCCAAUUCAGCAGACAGUAGCCAAACAUAAGAUAUUGAAAGCCUGUCUUAAGUUGCAGAGCCUAUGUAUGCUUGGGAUGGUGAAACACAUCACAGUGUUGGAAGAACUAUUGAGAUAGAAAGUGAUGGUCUCCUGAUAAUUGAAAUUCCAAACCAUGGCAAGCUGAUCCUUUUGACAUGGAAAAACUAGAGGACUUUAAGGUAAAUCAACAAACACCUCUUUCAAAGCUUUUUAAGGGAAUUUUAUGUUCAUUAACAAAUAUGACUUAUGAGCAAAUUAUCUGAUAUGGAAUGGAAGGUUAGAGAUUGGUUGAGAGUUAAGGCUUCUGUGUCCUCAAUACAGGUGGGAGGACAUAACCAGGAAUAAUAUUAGGUUCAUCCACAGUUUAGAGGAAGAUGGUGACAUGGGAAUUGCCUUAUGCUUAAGAAGGCUCUAAUAUUCUAACUUUUUUUUUGAGGAUAUUUCAGAAACUUAUCAGCGAUGAGGCUCUUUGGUGGAAAUGCAAAAGUAAAUUGCUAUUUAUUGAAGCCGUGAAUCUAUGAAUUUGAGUAUAGUAGGAUGUUUUGGUAUGUGUUGAUCAGAAUGAUGUUGAUCUUGACACUGAACCAUGCUUAUUGGUGAAAGAUACAAGUUAUACACGUUUGAAACAUAGUUGGAAGCCUCUCCUAAUUGGAGACCAUAUUUGGACGAUUUUUGCUCCUAAUGUUGUUUUGUCCCUGAUGUUAAAGUUGGUUAAUUUCAUUCUUCUGUUGCUUUGCCUCACUCAAUUGGAGAUCAUUUGGGACCUUUCUUCCGAUGGGGUGGUUGCAUGAUAAAUAUAUGUCCUUUUAAAUGGUGUUGUGUUCCCUGUUCUAGAAAAUCAUAAUUCUUAAAUGUUUUUUUUAAAUAUUUCUGUACUUGGUCAAUCCUCUUUCCUGUUAAAAAAAACUUAUUUAUGGU